This is a messenger RNA of Aspergillus melleus, 1465 nucleotides long. RefSeq lists its product as uncharacterized. Lineage: Eukaryota; Fungi; Ascomycota; Eurotiomycetes; Eurotiales; Aspergillaceae. The record is from RefSeq and is a predicted model, not a curated record. The coding region runs from base 23 to 1465 and encodes 480 amino acids. The transcript has a single exon.
GGACGAUAUUCCGCCGGGUCAAAUGAGACGCCUGUUGCCGAUGCCAUGGAUUCGUGACUUCACACCCCCGAUAUCGGUCAUUUUUCAGAUGUUCGAAGAAACACGCUACACGGACGGGCUGAUCUUCAUCGACGAGCAAUCCUUGCAUGAUAACACCGCUAUUAUAUUGAAUGGGUACUACGGCCCGGAGCGCGUUGAAGCUGCGCGCGUACCUAUGGACCGAGCCAAUCUGACCCUCGAUGCAUCUCAAGAGCGGUCGCUCGCGGCAGUGGUGCCAAAUUUCAACCAGGUUAAAAUUAUCCCUGAGCGCAGGUCUCAAGUCCGCUUGGGUGAUCAGUAUGAAAUGAUAUAUCGUCUUCCUCUGCAUAUUCCGGCAAACUUCGAGCCGAAGCAAUCCAAAUUGACAUUGAUAUCCCUGGUUCAUCUGUCGGAAGAGGAAACGGGCGCGAUAUUGUCCCGACCCUGGACGAACGAGCAGAUUGAGAACGUGGAGAUAAUCAACUGGCCGGCUGAUAAAGAAUCGUGCUCUCGUGCUGAGAUGUACCACAUCUUUCAAGCUGUCAAGACCCCCAGGGUUCCCAGUAUUGAUCAAGCCUUCGCGAUGUUUAUCGAUACCUGUGAGGAACAUGAACAUGGCAUCAUCUUCGCAACAGAAUGGAAAAAAGAAGGAGAGCGAAGAGGCAACACUGUCCACUUGUCUCGUGUUGAAAAUCUAAGUGACGCCAUAGGAAUCUGGCAGAUGAUUUGGAACCCGUCGCUCACCCACGCACGAGGCGGUGUUGUUAGCUACAACAACUUUAGGGUCAACCCCAGUUUGUUCUACUCGAACAAGUUGGACGACGCGUUUGAGAAGGUUAGCAACCCGGAUGAAUUUGUUGUAUUCGACGAUGCCUGUUUGAUCUUUGUGUUGGAGAAGAUGACAGAUCGAGAUGUGAGAUCCAUGUGUGGAAAAGUCCUCUUGGGCAUUGACCAGGCCCUACAAUUUGUCGACGUUUCGCAGUUCAUCACGACUUCGGAUAUUGAAGGCUUAGUGGCCUUUUUCGAGUCGCCUGAAUUCAUUCAAUCGGGCCAAGAAAUUCCCCAAUAUUUUUUCGCGGUAGACCGUCAUUCGCUAGAGAUCGCCACAGGAGAUGAAGAGGAAGCUCCUUGUAUUAUGCUUGCCGGAAGGAAGCACCUAGAUUUGCUGGUAGAGAAGCCAGACGAGGAAAGGUUUCGAGACGGAGACGAGCCGUAUGGUCGUCAGUGUCUAGGUUAUGAUUAUGCCCGACUUAAUGCUUGCAACGCUGUCGAUGUAUGGACUGACUUGGAGGUCAUGAACAUCGAAUCUUUUGAAAUAUCCGAGGAGAUUGAAACCGCCUACUUUGGUACUGUUUCGAAGUGGGCGGAGGACAAGCAUGACUGGCUCAAAGAGAGUGGGAACCAGUACCUCCAAGCAUACCAUCCCGAGGAUUGCAAUGAGUACUGA